This is a messenger RNA of Xyrichtys novacula (pearly razorfish), 450 nucleotides long. NCBI's taxonomy places the organism in Eukaryota, Metazoa, Chordata, Actinopteri, Labriformes, Labridae. The record is from the annotation of a GenBank genome assembly.
AUGUGGACCUGCUGUGAGGCGAUAAGGAACGCCAAAACCACUCUUGUCGUGAUCAGCCUUGAGCUCAGUUCGCAGUCAACCGCGGGACAUCCGGGGGAGCGUGAGGACACAGACACAGCUGAAGCUCAGAGGGUUCCUGAUCGCAGAUACAAAGCUCUAUCAUCGGCGCCGCGCUUGCUGAAGUCAAUCAGGGGACAGUGGAGAUUGUCGGCAGAGAUGGGCAGGAUUCUGCGUCGUCAUGGGGACAUGGCCGCUGCUGAUAAUUGGGCGUGGGACUCAGCGGCAACACAGCAACACGGCCUUAGUAAUGAGAUUAAUGAUGUUGUGUUAGGUCUUGUUUCACCAAGGAGAGGAUUAUCUCCUAACAGCCCUCCUAAGGUGAAGGAAAGGACAAUUACUCAGACACAGAUUCAUCAGAGCCACUCGCUAUUCAGCCUGAGCUUGAAAUGA